AUGGUUCGCGAAAAUUCGCAACUUUCGGAAGUGGAAAAGCUGCACUACCUCAAAACCAGUGUGACCGAUGAACCGUUACAACUUAUCAAGAACAUUUCUCUCACCGCAGAAAACUUCCCUCGAGCCUGGGAAACUCUCGUCUCACGAUACGAAAACAAGCGGCUUCUGACUGAUUCUCAUCUCGCGACACUUUUCGCAAUUCCUCGUGUCACUAAAAAAUCAUCAUCGGAACUAAAAAGCUUGCACAGCAACACUUGCGAAGCUCUUGGCGCGCUCGAACUUCUCGAUAGUCCCGAGAAAUUAGGGGAUCACAUCAUCGUGCACAUGACGAUUCGCAAGCUCGACCCAGCAUCUCUCGAAAAGUGGGAGAAAAGUGUUAGCGAGAAACUCGAGCCCCCCACGACUGCGGAGCUCAAGGCGUUUCUCAUCGGUCGCAUCCACACCCUCGAAGCCGUGAAGCAAGCUCAUGCUCAUAAUCAAAUCGCGACGUCGAAACCGCACCCAUCGCAAGGAAGGUCAAAUCUUCAGACGACAAGGUCACAUACAGCGCAAUCAAAGGAACAGUCGUGUGCUUGUUGCAAAGGCAACCACUACAUCGCGUUCUGUUCGACCUUUCGCGACAAAUCUCUGGAUCAAAGGAGGGAAGUGGUUUCUGCGAAAAAGCUUUGCUUCAAUUGUCUCGGUCCACAUCGGCAGAAGGACUGUCGAUCCAACAAAACGUGUCGCAUGUGCAACGGUCGACAUCAUUCCUUGCUGCAUCGAAACUUUUCCUCAAUCUCGACAGCUGCCAACCGCGGCACAUCUCAAGGACAGGCCGCACUAGCGCAACCUGCAGUGCAGAACGCACCGAUCCCGAACAGCGCCUCUCAGGUGAGCAACCACUCAGCCCAGCCUACAAUGAUCAAGCGCUCUCCAGUUCUUCUCGCCACAGUGCAAUUGAUCGCCUCGAAUCCGGAGACUGGAGAAAGAAUCAUCGCUCGCGCUCUACUCCAUCAAGGAUCCGAAAGUUCAUUCGUCACGGAGUCGCUAGCGCAACAAUUGCGAUUACGUCGGCAUCAAGCAACGAUACCGAUCAUUGGCGUCGGAGCUCAUCAAUCGGCAGUGACUCGCGGCAUCGCGACAUUGCAACUCAAAUCUCGUGCUCACACCUCGUUCUCGUGUCAGGUGGAGGCACUCGUGCUGCCACGACUCACAUCGUAUCUACCCUCAUUUCGACUUCUCGUUGAAGACUGGCCUCAUCUACGAGGACUCAACCUCGCGGAUCCAAGCUUUGCACAUCCCAGUCAAAUCGACGUAAUUCUCGGAGCUGACAUCUACAGCAACAUCAUUAGUCAAGGAGUUCGAAGAGGAGCACCAGGAACACCAAUCGCGCAAGAAAAUCAGUUCGGUUGGGUCCUCUCCGGCUGCGUUUCAGCGAAAGCAGCAAGCCCCUCGUAUGGCGCAAUCCAAGGCUUCCAAUGCUCCCUCGAUCACGAACUGCUCGAUCUCGUGCAGCAGUUUUGGAAGCAGGAAGAAGUGUCGAAACCUUUGGCACUAACUUCCGAAGAAGAGCAUUGUGAGCAACACUUUCGCGAAACGGUUUCUCGAACUGCGUCCGGUCGUUACGUAGUUCGGCUGCCGCUCAAAGACAAUUCGGUAGAGCUCGGCAACUCGCGGAAUCCCGCGCAUCAAAUGCUCCUUCGUUUGGGGAAACGGUUUGGUAGCGACGCGAAACUCAAGGAGGCUUACUUGAGCUUCCUUCGUGAAUAUCGUCAACUCGGGCAGAUGCGUCGCGCUAUCAAUAUACCUGAAGACAAUUCCCGCGUGUUUCAUCUUCCCCAUCACGGUGUAGUUCGCGACAGCAGUUCAACAACAAAGUUGCGUGUCGUGUUCAACGGGUCUCGAAGAACCAACCUCGGACUCUCUCUCAAUGACAAUCUUCUCGUCGGUCCAAAAGUGCAAACCGACCUCGCGGACGUUCUCUUACGCUGGCGAUAA
This is a messenger RNA of Neodiprion virginianus, 1977 nucleotides long. RefSeq lists its product as uncharacterized. NCBI's taxonomy places the organism in Eukaryota, Metazoa, Arthropoda, Insecta, Hymenoptera, Diprionidae. The transcript has a single exon. The record is from RefSeq and is a predicted model, not a curated record. The coding region runs from base 1 to 1977 and encodes 658 amino acids.